AACCAAAAAACCUCAUCCAACGAUGACUCUCUUCCUCUCUCCCUUUCCCCCACCACAAUACACCCACCACCAACACCGCGUUCUACCCAAACCCCAAGCAUCAUCAUUCUCCUCGUCCUUCCAGCCAAUACAAUCGCACCCUAAAUCCACAGGUGUCGUCGUCAUUGGAGCUGGCCUUGCGGGUCUUGCCGCCGCCACCCACCUCAACUCCCGCAACAUCCCCUUCCUCCUCCUCGAAGCUUCCGACGCCGUCGGCGGCCGUGUCCGAACUGACGUCGUUGACGGCUUUCUUCUUGACCGCGGCUUCCAAAUCUUUAUCACCGCCUACCCUGAAGCCCAAAAACUCCUUCACUACCCAUCAUUAAACCUCCGCAACUUCUACUCCGGCGCUCGGGUUUAUUACAACUCCCAAUUCCACACUGUCUCCAACCCUUUACGCCACUUCUGGGACUCCAUACAAUCCCUCGCAAACCCCAUUGGCUCGGUUUUCGACAAGCUUCUGAUUGCGCCGACGACGCUUCGGGUCUUGUCCAAAUCCGACGACAAAAUUCUCACUUCGGAAGAGCUUCCCACCAUCGAUUUGUUGAGGAGGUUCGGGUUCUCCGAUUCCAUAAUCAGGAGGUUCUUUCGCCCUUUCUUCGGCGGAAUUUUCUUCGAUAGGGAGCUCGAGACAACGUCAAGGCUAUUCCAUUUUAUCUUCAAGUGUCUUGCCCUCGGCGACAAUGCACUUCCGGCGAAUGGUAUCGGCGCAAUCCCCGAACAAUUGGCGGCGAAAUUGCCACCCAACUCGAUCCUGUUGAAUUCCAAAGUCGUUUCCGUCGAUAUUAAAGAACCGGAUUCGGGUUCGGGUUCGCCGAGUGUGAGGCUAGAGAACGGCGAAGUUAUUAGGAGCGAGCUUGGUGUUAUAGUGGCCGUUGAAGAACCCCAAGCGGUUAAGCUUUUGCCGGGAAGUAGCGAACCGGUAACGGUGAAGCAAAAACCAGCUCGAAGCACGGUUUGUUUGUAUUUUAGUAUGGAUCGGAGUCAAGUCCCGGUCCGAGAUCCAGUGUUGUUUCUAAACGGGUCGGGCAUGGGCAUUGUGAACAACAUGUUCUUUGCUACAAAUGUGGCUCCGUCGUAUGGCCCAGUGGAAAAGGCUCUGGUCUCGGUGUCGUUGAUCGGGAUGUUUGAGGGCAUGUCUGAUGAUGAUCUGAGGGCUGAGGUUAUCCGGGAGCUGUCGGGAUGGUUUGGGGAUUCAAUGGUGGGGUCGUGGAGGCACUUGAGAACGUAUCGGAUCGGGUUUGCACAACCCGAUCAACGGCCUCCAACGGAUUUGAUGAAGAAUCCUAGAAUCGGGUCGGGUGUGUACGCGUGUGGUGACCAUUUGACUUCGGCUACAUUUGACGGUGCUUUGCUUUCUGGGAGAAGAGCAGUAGAAGCUUUACUCAGAGACAAGGCCUUGGUUCGGGGUUAAGAUUUUUAUUUUUAUUUUUAUUUUUCUUUUAAUUUUUUAAAGAUGUGAUUAUUUUGUUGGCUUUUCUAUUGUUAUUUUUUGGACAGACCAUAUCUGUA
Molecule: messenger RNA, 1551 nt
Organism: Corylus avellana
Lineage: Eukaryota; Viridiplantae; Streptophyta; Magnoliopsida; Fagales; Betulaceae
Source: RefSeq, a predicted model, not a curated record